Molecule: messenger RNA, 1071 nt
Organism: Dendronephthya gigantea
Lineage: Eukaryota; Metazoa; Cnidaria; Anthozoa; Malacalcyonacea; Nephtheidae
Product: putative L-amino-acid oxidase YobN
Exons: 3
Coding region: 58-1071 (337 amino acids)
Biological process (GO): amino acid catabolic process
Molecular function (GO): polyamine oxidase activity; L-amino-acid oxidase activity
Source: RefSeq, a predicted model, not a curated record
AAAGAAGUUAUCUGUGCAAAAUUAACAAAGGAGGAUCAAGAUUCCUUGGAUGUUACGAUGCUUGGCAAACUUUUGCCCUGGUCCAACGAUGCGGUUCGUGGAUACUCUGUAUUUACGUAUACACAACAGCUGGACCAGUCAUUGGUUGAGUAUCUUCGCGAUCAACUGGGAAACUGGUGGUCAGCUGAUAUGCACACCCUAGUGGGCGGCAUGCACAGUUUGCCAGAAGCUUUCUUCAAGUGCAAAGAACACCCGUUGGUUACUGACGAUAUCCAAAAGCAGAAACAAGUUUACAAAAUUUGUUAUUAUUCAUCACCCUCUCAGCCAAACAACGAUUAUGUCAUUGUUUCCUGCUAUGCAAAUCCUUGCAAAUGUUUCCUGCUAUGCAAAGAACAGGAAUCUCACUACACAGCACGGGCUGUUAUCAUCACCACUCAAGUCAACAUAUUGCGGCAAAUUACGUUUGAGCCAAUUCAACCAACCCAGGAAGACAGGGAGGCCCUCAGAAAGAGUCAUCAAGCCAUUGAAGACAUGUUCACAGCACCUUCCACAAAGAUUAUCCUGCAAACCAAGACCAGAUUCUGGGAAGAAGAGAAGUACGAUAUCCAUGGUGGAUUUUCUAAGACCAACCUACCCAUUGGACAAAUACAUUACGUAAAGCCCGAUCCUCACUAUGUGGAUUCCACCAAGCAAGGAAUAAUUCUGAUUUACACCUGGAAAAAUGAAGCACUGCUUUUUGGUUCUUUGACUAAAGAUCAGGCAAAGAAGGAGGCAAUUGAGCAAGUUGGAGAAAUUCACCCUGAGAUCAAAGAAGAAGGAGCAGUUGAAAAAUGUAUUGUCCAUGCUUGGUACAGCCAACCCUCUUAUCAAGGUGCCUAUGGACUCUUGAAGACUACUCAAUUCAACAAUGUCAGAUAUUUGUGGGAACCAAUGGGUAAUGUGCAUUUUGCUGGCGAUAUCAUAUCAUUUACGGCUGGCUGGAUUCAAGGAGCUGUGGAAAGUGGCUUUAAAUCCGCUUAUCAAGUUUACGCACGUCACAUGAAGAGAGUUAAACUGGGAGGGAGAUGUUAA